This is a messenger RNA of Coffea arabica (coffee), 1461 nucleotides long. NCBI's taxonomy places the organism in Eukaryota, Viridiplantae, Streptophyta, Magnoliopsida, Gentianales, Rubiaceae. The record is from RefSeq and is a predicted model, not a curated record.
AAAAAAGACACCCUCCCAUGAAGUGUCUAUGUAAUUCCUUAAAAAUUUUCUAUCCCUGCUUUCUCCUCCUUUUUCCAUCUCCUCUCCUUCUUUUUUUCAUUGGGUACUUUCAGUUAUUGUUCUACUUGUACAUCAAUUCAUAUCCCGCCUGCUUUCUUCUAUAUUCAUUUGGUUUUAAAACAUAUAAUACAUCACCUUUCUUUUGUCUCCGAACAGGGAUUUUGCAACCCUUGUCCUACAUCGCAGGAAAGAAAGCUUGCUGCAUCCUCAUGGCUACAUUGGGCAAUUCAGCAAAUAUCUUCUGGCAUGAGUGUCCAGUUGGGCAGGCAGAAAGGCAAAAGCUACUGAAUCAGAAGGGAUGUGUUGUAUGGAUAACAGGGCUCAGUGGAUCAGGUAAAAGCACACUUGCAUGCACUCUUGGCAGAGAACUGCAUUCUAGGGGACAUCUGUCCUAUGUUCUUGAUGGGGACAAUCUUCGGCAUGGUUUAAACAAGAACCUUGGUUUUGCACCUGAAGAUCGGACAGAAAAUAUACGUCGGGUUGGGGAAGUAGCCAAGCUGUUUGCAGAUGCUGGAUUAAUUUGCAUUGCUAGUCUGAUAUCUCCUUAUCGAAAGGACCGUGAUUCUUGCCGUGCAUUAUUGCCAGAUGCAAACUUUAUCGAGGUUUUUAUGAAUAUGCCUCUAUCAUUAUGUGAAGGAAGAGACCCCAAAGGCCUCUACAAGCUAGCACGAGCUGGAAAGAUCAAAGGUUUCACUGGGAUUGAUGAUCCUUACGAGGCUCCUUCAAAUUGUGAGGUGUGCUUUCCUCGAAUUCUAUGAUAGAACGAUGUCAGUCUUCAAGUUCUUGAAAUAUUUCACCAUGAUUGAGCUACGGCAGAUUAAUGGAGUUUGCCCUGCUCCGUCUGAGAUGGCCGGGAAAGUAGUAUCCUACUUGGACGGUAAAGGAUUUCUACAAGCUUAGGGGUCAACAACCCAAAAGAUUUUAUUUUUAUUUUUUAAUUUCGUUCAUCUCUUGGAUCUAUCUGGUUGAAUACAUUCCAUGAUGAAGGUUAUGGGGUGGACAUGGUGGGGUUGCACGGUUGUCUCAUAAUGUAUUACAGAGUUUAGAGCACACUAAUCAUUACUGCAGCAGUACUUUAGUAAGGGAGCUUGAGAAAUGUAUGAUUCCAGUGAAGUAGAGGUUUGUGGAGCUGGGGAAUUAUCUAAAAGGGUCUAAUGUAUUAAUUUGGUGCUAUAGAUGGACUUGUUAGAAGAAGGAAGUCUUGGAGAGUAAACGUAUGCUUUGAAUGUUGCUUCAUCAAUUUCCUGCAGGCGCAGAAGAUUUGAUUGUUUACAGAUAUUAUAAGCUCCUUGCAUGAGAGAUACUACAGCUUUACCUGCAACUUUUGAAUCUUUGUAAAAAUUGCAUCUUUAUAUCACGUCGCCAAAGCAAAAUAGUCUCAGAGGCGCAUUCUCCUUUGUC